AUUGAUAAAGGAAGAAGAAUAACAGACUCAGCUGUUCGUCUGAAAACGGCAUCUGGACAGCGUCUUCAGGAUUCUGGUGUCUGGUGCGAUGGAAAGACCGACAAGACAAAAUCGCGUGUGCCGUGAGGAAUGGGCCUGCCUGUAUCGGCCCCGCGAGCCCACUGCGUGGUGCCUGCCACCUUCCUGCUGUUCUCGCGCCAGGAGCAAAUUGGGCCGCAUCUCGACCGAGUGCAGCGAGAGGAACGGAACCAAGACGACGAGCUGAUACCCUUCAAGGAUGUGGGCGAUGCGCACGCCCUAAACGUGUGGCGGAGCGGUGCAUCUACUGGACUGACCAGCAACAUCUACUGGUCCGAUACGGAGGCUCGUCUCAUCGAGGUCGCCCGCCUGGAUGGCACCAGUCGGCGGAGCGACUGGAGCACCGGGGACAUUGAUCAAUACGGGCCAGAGCCGCAGCCUCGCCAAGGACGUGCCCUGCAUCCCGCCAGCGACUGCCCGAAUUUACCCCUGCCGGUGUCCAGCAAGAAUAUCCGAGCCCAGGUGAAGCUCUCUCUCCUAUUCAGAUGUCUCUUCUCGACAGAUGUCGGCAGCCAUCGGGCUAUUAUUCGGGCCUGAGUCGAUGGAACAACAUUGCCGCCUAGGGGGAUUUGUGUACUGGCUGGACGACAAGACCGGACUGGAGAGGAUCACUGUCAACGGAGAGCGUCGUUCCGUAGAGCUGCAGCGACUGUCGCAGUUCACCGGCAUCCGGGCCGUGUGGACACCGGAUGCGAAAGUGCUGCGCGGUCGCCCAAAUUGUUUCCACAUCUGCCUAGCCAGCGGGGUGUGACACGCAGUAAUCACGACGUCUGCUCGUGCCCCAAACAAAGAAUCGAGCACUAAUGGCUCCAUCGAAUAAAUUAAAUAAGGCAGGAAGCACGCCGUCAAGCACUCCCUUUUAAAAAUGCAAUAGAGAACCUACUGGAUAUUGCAUUUGAGGUGCAAUGCGACCGAGCUGCGGAUGAAGAUGGCGCGAAAAGACUCUGGAAGAGUGGGCCAGGUUACCACUACCACAAUUCCUUCUACAAGGACCACAGCGUCCCCAACGAAUGAAGGACAAGUAGCUCAGUAUGCCGAAAGCGGAAGGGGAUGAUUCGCCCGAUGAGUUUCAGCAUGAAUAGUAUAAGUACCACCAAAUGUAUGCCACAAUUUUGGCUAAUUCUCGACCCAUUGAUCAAACAGCAGUCAAGUUUUUAGCGGAGUAUAGUCCGGUCAAACAGAUGCUCGAGAGGCAUCGGGAUCCGUGUACCCAUACCCAGCCGCGAUGAAACUGAGGAGCUGAGUUAAAAGUUGAGCUGGCCAACGCUGGAGUGCGUGCGGGCGUUGGGCGCUGCGUCGCCACUGCAAAUUGAUUUGUUCCUUUUGUUUAUAAUAAU
Drosophila persimilis is the source of this 1415-nucleotide messenger RNA. RefSeq lists its product as uncharacterized. Lineage: Eukaryota; Metazoa; Arthropoda; Insecta; Diptera; Drosophilidae. The record is from RefSeq and is a predicted model, not a curated record. The coding region runs from base 130 to 615 and encodes 161 amino acids. The transcript has 2 exons.